Molecule: messenger RNA, 903 nt
Organism: Rhododendron vialii
Lineage: Eukaryota; Viridiplantae; Streptophyta; Magnoliopsida; Ericales; Ericaceae
Exons: 7
Coding region: 1-732 (243 amino acids)
Biological process (GO): tetrahydrobiopterin biosynthetic process
Cellular component (GO): mitochondrion
Molecular function (GO): 4-alpha-hydroxytetrahydrobiopterin dehydratase activity
Source: RefSeq, a predicted model, not a curated record
AUGGCGCUCCUUUGCCGCCGCCUGCCACCAUUACCACCAGUUCCUCCUUUGCCGCCGCCUGCGACGGCGCUCAUUCUCAUCACUCUCAUAAUUCUAGACGCCAAUUUAUACAACUUUAUUUUAGAUCGGGUUCAAAACGGGUGCUGUGUUUACAUCUCUUCAGAAAUGCUAUGUAACGCUGAACUUGUAUUAGCAAUAAAUUCAGGAAUGAAGCACUUAAGCUUUAAUAUUCUUAGAGUUUCCUCUGUUGAAGUUCCUCUGGGACAAUGGGCCGUAAACCGGAAGUUCCCAAAUCAUUCAUUGGGGCCAGUGGCCACCACCGGGUCCUUCUUGCCUUCGCCUUGGUUUGUCAGUAAUUUUAUGAUUUCCUUGUUAGAUUUGUCAUCCAAGAAGUGUGUGCCAUGCAACGCAAAAGAGAUGAGGGCCAUGACAGAACAAGCAGCAAAUGAAUUGAUCUCACAGGUUCCUGGAUGGACCUUGGUAAAUGAAAAUGGUAGAUUGAGGUUAAGUCGGUCAUGGAAAGUCAAGACUUACUUGAAAGGUUUGGAGUUCUUUCAGGCUGUUGCUAAUGUUGCUGAAGCAGAAGGUCAUCAUCCAGAUCUUCAUCUUGUUGAAUGGAACAAAGUCAAAAUUGAGAUAUGGACACAUGCUGUUGGUGGAGUUACAGAAAGCGAUUUCAUUAUCGCUGCUAAGAUCAAUCGGCUCAACCUGCAUGAUCUCGCGCGUAGAUAAGCUUGCAAAUGACUCUGUGAAACUAAGUAGUCUCUUAGUCAAUGGCAAUAAAUCUGUAUGGACAGACAUCUUAUAUGCAGUUGAACUCAAUUUCCUUUCAUCUCAUCAUUGUGCCUGAAUAUCCGUAUGGACAGACAACCGCAACUGUUUAUCCUCCCUCAAGCUCCUAGC